AGUCCGUGAGUGUGAGGCUGUGAACUUCUGGCGGCAACGAGGAGCGGCGUCUCCGGCGACAGAUUGGCAGCAACAGCAGCUUCAGGAGGAGGAAAUCGCGAACAACCUCUGCCAUCCUAACCCGUUCGCGUGGAGAAUCCUCAUCCACCCAUUCGAGCGAUGCCGCACCUUGACAAUGAUGUCAAACUCGACUUCCAAGAUGUCCUCAUCCGACCGAAGCGGAGUGAGCUCAGCUCGAGGUCCGAGGUCAGUUUACAGAGAACGUUCAAGUUUCGGAACUCGAAACGAGAACUGAGCGGAGUCCCCGUGAUUGCUGCCAAUAUGGACACUGUGGGUACCUUUGAGAUGGCUUCGACCCUGGCGAAAAGCGAGCUCUUCACCGCGAUUCACAAGCACUACACUGUCGAUCAGUGGGAACAAUUCGCUCAGAAUCAACCGGAGACCUUGUCGAGAGUAGCGGUCUCUAGCGGCUCGAGCGAAGCGGAUUUUGAGAAACUUCAGAAAAUUCUCGCUGCCGUUCCCCAGCUCCAGAUAAUUUGUCUCGAUGUCGCCAACGGUUAUUCGGAUAAUUUCGCACUGUUCGUGCGCAGAGUACGGAACGUGUAUCCGAAUCACGUCAUUCUGGCAGGCAACGUAGUGACGGGUGAAAUCGUCGACGAACUAAUUCGGAGUGGCGCCGAUGUCGUCAAGGUCGGAAUCGGGCCCGGGUCCGUGUGCACCACGCGAAAAAAGACCGGAGUCGGAUACCCCCAGUUGAGCGCUGUCCUAGAGUGCGCGGAUGCUGCGCACGGAUUGGGAGGACACAUCAUAUCGGACGGAGGAUGCACUUGUCCUGGAGACGUGGCCAAAGCCUUCGGGGCCGGAGCUGAUUUCGUCAUGCUCGGUGGAAUGCUCGCUGGUCACGAGGAGAGCGGUGGAGAAACCAUCGAAGUGGAUGGGAAGAAGUACAAAACCUUCUACGGUAUGUCAUCGGCGACGGCAAUGGAGAAAUACCACGGCGGUGUCGCCGAGUAUCGUGCCUCGGAAGGAAAAACAAUUCAGAUGCCGUACCGGGGACCCGUUCAACAAACAAUCUCUGACGUGCUCGGUGGGUUGCGGAGCGCAUGCACAUACACUGGAUCCGCCAAAAUCAAGGAGUUGCCUCGACGGACAACAUUUAUCCGAGUCAGUCGACAGCUCAAUGAAAUCUUCAGUGGUAGAGAAGUUUGA
Galendromus occidentalis (western predatory mite) is the source of this 1209-nucleotide messenger RNA. Its product is annotated as GMP reductase 2. Gene Ontology annotation, molecular function: GMP reductase activity. The coding region runs from base 160 to 1209 and encodes 349 amino acids. Lineage: Eukaryota; Metazoa; Arthropoda; Arachnida; Mesostigmata; Phytoseiidae. The transcript has a single exon. The record is from RefSeq and is a predicted model, not a curated record. Gene Ontology annotation, cellular component: GMP reductase complex. Gene Ontology annotation, biological process: nucleotide metabolic process.